AUGACUACUACGUUUACUACACAAGCCCAAGUGGCCGAAAUAUUGCCCUUCAAGAAUGGCGAAAUCACUAUAGAAGAUAUCAUCCCGAGUCCGGCAGAGCCAGAUCUGCCUUUGCCGCCACCAUCAACAAAGCCCUCCGAAAUUCUAGACGUCGACAAGAUCACCCCAGAUAGCCAUGUUCCUCGAGAUCCACGAUUGAUUCGUUUGACCGGUGUUCAUCCAUUCAAUGUAGAGCCUCCGUUGACAGCACUCUAUGACGAAGGCUUCUUGACCUCUCCGGAAUUGUUUUAUGUUCGAAACCAUGGACCAGUACCACAGGUCUUUGAUGAAGAUAUUCCUAACUGGGAGAUCAGCAUAGAAGGACUGGUUGAAAAACCAUUAGUUCUUAAUUUCCGAGAAAUCCUUCAGAAGUACGACCAAAUAACCGCCCCGAUUACACUCGUCUGUGCUGGCAACAGACGAAAGGAACAGAAUACCGUUCGGAAAUCAAAAGGGUUCUCAUGGGGUCCCGCAGGGUUAUCGACGGCUCUCUUCACCGGCCCCAUGAUGGCAGACAUCUUGCGCAGCGCGAAGCCACUUCGUCGAGCAAAAUAUCUUUGCAUGGAAGGUGCUGAUAAGCUGGUAAGAGGAACAAAAGACAAAAGAGGAGACAAAGACAUGACUGACAUGUCACAGCCGAACGGAUUUUACGGAACGUCAGUCAAGUUGAAUUGGGCCAUGGAUCCGCAUCGAGGAAUCAUGCUCGCUCAUAAGAUGAAUGGCGAGGAUCUUCGUCCAGACCAUGGUCGUCCACUGCGAGCAGUGGUCCCCGGCCAAAUUGGAGGGCGGAGCGUGAAAUGGUUGAAGAAGUUGAUUUUGACUGAUGAGCCAAGUGACAAUUGGUAUCAUAUCAAUGAUAACCGGGUGCUACCGACAAUGGUGACACCGGAAAUGUCGGCACAGGAUCGCAAGUGGUGGACUGAUGAGCGGUAUGCGAUCUAUGAACUCAAUGUCAACUCGGCGGUGGCGCAUCCCCAGCAUGAGGAAGUGCUUGACUUGACAACUGCCGGGCCAAGUUACACAGUCAAGGGAUAUGCUUACGCCGGUGGUGGGCGGAGAAUAACCAAGGUUGAAAUCUCUUUGGAUAGAGGCAAAUCAUGGCGUCUUUCAGAUAUCGAAUAUGCAGAAGACAAAUACCGUGACUUCGAAGGUGACCUUUUUGGCGGCAAAGUGGAUAUGUGGUGGAGGGAAUCCUGCUUCUGCUGGUCAUUUUGGUCGCUUGAUAUCCCGGUAUCGGACCUAGAGGCCAGCGAUGCGAUUCUCGUCAGGGCAGUUGAUGAUGCAUUAAGCGCUCAGCCGCGAGACAUGUACUGGUCUGUCCUGGGAAUGAUGAACAACCCCUGGUUCCGUGUCACGAUCACGAAAGAGGGAAAUACCCUCAAGUUCGAGCAUCCCACCCAUCCAUCCAAGGCCGGUGGAUGGAUGGAAAGAGUGAAGAAGAAUGGCGGAGAUUUGCUCAAUGGCACCUGGGGUGAGAGGAUGGAAGGCGAAGAACCUGUUGCGCCUGAGCCCGUGAUUGACAUCAACAUGAAAAAAGAUGGUGUCAACCGGCAGAUCGAUCUGCAGGAGCUCAAGGCCAACAGUAGCAAUGAGAACCCUUGGUUUGUGGUCAAUGGCGAGGUGUACGAUGGCACAGGAUUCCUCGAGGGCCACCCUGGCGGUGCGAUCAGUAUCACAUCUUCUGCCGGGUUGGAUGUGUCGGAAGAUUUCCUUGCAAUCCACAGUGAGACUGCUAAGAAGAUGAUGCCCGAUUAUCACAUUGGUACAUUGGACCAGGCAUCCCUGAAAGCAUUGAACGACAAGUCGUCCUCGAUUUCAGAUGAGCCGCGGGAGGUCUUCCUCCAGUCGCGAGAAUGGACAAAGGCAACCCUCACAGAGAAAAAGAAUGUUUCAUGGGACACAAGAAUAUUUGUUUUCGAUCUGGAGCAUGAGAAACAAACACUUGGCCUACCAAUCGGCCAACAUUUAAUGAUCAAGGUCCAAGACCCAAUCAAUGGCGAAGCAGUGAUCAGAUCAUACACCCCGAUGUCAGACACGAAUCUGAUAGGAAAGAUGGAGUUACUCGUCAAGAUCUAUUUCCCAGGCGAUUCCAUACCAGGAGGCAGAAUGACCUUGGCCCUCGACAAACUUCCACUGGGCUCGGCGAUCGACUGCAAAGGCCCAACUGGGCGAUUUGAAUAUCUUGGCAACGGGCGAGUCUCAAUCAGUGGAAAAGAGCGCCAGCUUCGCUCAUUCAAGAUGAUAUGUGGAGGAACGGGCAUCACUCCGGUGUUCCAGGUUCUGAGAGCUGUUAUGCAGGACACGCAAGAUCCAACCACAUGCACUGUCCUUUAUGGAAACAGGCAGGAAGAGGAUAUCUUGUGUCGCUCUGAUCUUGAUGCUUAUGUGGCUCUGGACAAGGAGAAAUGCAAUGUCGUGCAUACGUUGACCAAGGGAUCAGAUACUUGGACUGGUCGACGAGGUCGGAUUUCCGAACAGUCUCUUGCAGAGUAUGCGGCUCCGGAGGAGCAGAGUAUGGUUUUGGUUUGUGGACCUGGCGCUAUGGAGAAAUCUGCGCGCGCAAUACUGCUGGCUCAAGGUUGGAAUGAGUCGGAUCUUCACUUCUUCUAG
Penicillium salamii is the source of this 2649-nucleotide messenger RNA. The record is from the annotation of a GenBank genome assembly. Lineage: Eukaryota; Fungi; Ascomycota; Eurotiomycetes; Eurotiales; Aspergillaceae.